UAUUGAAUAAUAGAGUUGCAGUAGGUAGAAGGUGAUGUUAUUUGGCGGUAUUUCUGGUUUUAAAAAUGGUAUGGUCAUGGUGGGCUUCUACAACAGAUGGAACCAAGUUUUAGGAGCUGUAAUGACUAUUAUUAGUCAAGGAAGAAGAGAGUUUAGCUUGUACAAACUUUGAAAAUUGUAUACGAGAAAGAGACUGAUCGACUAUCUUAGCACCAUGACUGCGUUUGAGGAGUGUUUGAUUGUUCAUCAGAACACAAAAAAGGAGAGAAUUGUUUUAGUUGGUAUUCGAAUCGAUAGCCAUAGCAGAGAGAUUCUCAGCUGGGCUCUUGUGAAGGUUGCUGAGCCUGGAGAUUCUGUUGUUGCAAUCCAUAUCUGUCGAAAUUCAGAUGAAGCUUUGAAAAAGAAACCCUCUUUAGAUGAUUACCUGGAAGUGUACCAAGGCUUAUGUAGUGUUAAAAAGGUGGAACUUACUGGUCAGAUAUUAACAGGAAGUUCAGGCAGAAGGGCCCUGGUGAGAGAGGCAAAGAGUUAUGGUGCUGAAGCUCUGGUUUUGGGCAUAAGUAAACAAAGCAAUAUUCGGAGUAGGAUUUCCACAGCCAAAUACUGUGCCAAGAGACUAUCUUCAACCACAGAGGUUCUGGCUAUUCACAAUGGGAAAAUUCUCUUCAGGAGGUGCCCCAUCGUUGAACUUUCAGGCCCUCAAGAGGAUGAUCCCAAAGGACCCAAACAAGGUCUUUUUACAGCAAAAGAAACUGUGUCUGAAUUUGGUGACUCUGAAGCGGAGACAGAAACUGUGAUAUCUAUUUGUGAAACGACAAGGAGUGCUGACUCUUUCAGCCUAACAAGCCAUCAAGAAAGGAGAAGAAGCCUUUCAAGAUCAGAUUCUCUUCUUUCAACAGAUUCUUUUUCUAUGGACCAAAAGCUUGGUUGGCCUUUGCUCAGAAGAUCAAGUUCAGGGACCUCAAAUACCCCAAAGGCAAAGAACAUCUCAGUGGUUCAAUGGGUAAUGAACUUACCAGAUCGGUCUCCACUGCAAUAUCUACAUUGUCCAACUAUAGUAGAGAACCCCAACAUGGAAGCAGAGCUCAGUGACUUUGAUAAUGACACUAGUAAUAGUAUCAAGUUAUCUGAUUUUAAUGAAAUACCAGAAGGGUUGCAAAAUCUCUUACAAACCAACUCAUGUGGUUGCAAAUGGUUCACUCUUGAUGAUCUCAAAGCUUCAACUUCUCAUUUCUCUUCAGAAAACUUGAUUGGAAAAGGAGGGUGUAACCGUGUGUAUAAGGGAACUCUUGAAGAUGGAAAAUUAGUGGCAAUUAAGAUUCUUGAACCAUCAAAACAAGGGUGGAAAGAUUUCGCCAUCGAAUUCGACAUUAUAUCUUCUUUGAAGCACAAACGCAUUUCUUCUUUGCUGGGAAUUUGUGUUGAAGAUAAUGCUUUGAUAUCUGUUUAUGAUUUUCUUCCUAAUGGAAGCUUAGAAGAAAAUCUACAUGGUAAGAAGGAAGACAAGUUUGUUUUGUCAUGGGAGCUAAGAUAUGAUGUAGCUAUUGGGAUUGCCGAAGCUCUCCAUUACCUUCACAAAGAAAGUCCUCAACCAGUGAUUCAUAGAGAUAUUAAGUCUGCAAACAUUCUUCUCUCUAAUGAGUUUGAAGCAAAGUUAUCUGAUUUUGGAUUGGCUAUAUGGGGUCCCAUAACUUCAUCUUUUUUGACCCAAGGAGAUGUGGUUGGAACAUUUGGCUAUCUAGCACCUGAGUAUUUUAUGUAUGGAAAAGUCAGUGACAAGAUUGAUGUCUAUGCAUUUGGAGUUGUACUUCUUGAACUCUUGUCAGGAAGAAGACCAAUUAAUUCUGAUUCUCCUAAAGGACAAGAGAGUUUGGUCAUGUGGGCAAAGCCAAUACUAGAGAGCAGAGAUGUAAAAGCUUUACUAGACCCAGAUUUGGAUGGCAAAGUUGAUGAGGUCCAAAUGAAGAGAAUGGUUCUGGCAGCAACUCUUUGCCUCAUUCGUUCAUCUAGGCUUCGGCCUAGUAUCAUCCAAAUAAUGAAGAUAUUAAAAGGAGAAGAAGAUAUUGAGAAGUGGGCAAACUCAAAAAACAAUCUUCGACAACAUGACAUAGCAGAGAACCAAGAACAAGAAGAUGAUGAAGUGUAUCCUAAUUCAAGUGCAGAGUUGCAUUUGAGUCUUGCAUUGCUUGAUGUUGAUGACGAUGAAAUGACGUCGUUUAGCAGUACAGACAGAUGCAGCAGCCUCUAUUUGGAUGAGUCCUAUAAAGACCGAUGGAGUAGGUCAUCAAGUUUCGAUUGAUCAGAGCUGUAAACUUGUGGAUGGAUCCUGUAAUUUAUAGAUGUACAGUAGAGAAAAACAUGACAAAAAAGAAAAGCACCCAAGGUUUGAGGUGGUUUUUUUAUUGAGAA
Molecule: messenger RNA, 2409 nt
Organism: Humulus lupulus (European hop)
Lineage: Eukaryota; Viridiplantae; Streptophyta; Magnoliopsida; Rosales; Cannabaceae
Product: protein kinase STUNTED-like
Exons: 11
Coding region: 215-2299 (694 amino acids)
Biological process (GO): protein phosphorylation
Molecular function (GO): protein kinase activity; ATP binding
Source: RefSeq, a predicted model, not a curated record